This is a messenger RNA of Carcharodon carcharias (great white shark), 1234 nucleotides long. RefSeq names its product proteasome 26S subunit, non-ATPase 7 (gene psmd7). The coding region runs from base 85 to 1041 and encodes 318 amino acids. The record is from RefSeq and is a predicted model, not a curated record. The transcript has 7 exons. Gene Ontology annotation, biological process: proteasome-mediated ubiquitin-dependent protein catabolic process. Gene Ontology annotation, molecular function: protein binding; metallopeptidase activity. Gene Ontology annotation, cellular component: proteasome regulatory particle; proteasome complex. NCBI's taxonomy places the organism in Eukaryota, Metazoa, Chordata, Chondrichthyes, Lamniformes, Lamnidae.
UGUUUUCUCUUCCCUCCCCCCACCAUCCUGUUCCGCGUCCCCCUCCCUUCCCUCCUCUCUGGCGGCCGCGGCGACUCAGAGAUAAUGCCGGAUCCUGUGGUGGAGAAAGUGGUGGUUCACCCGCUGGUGUUGCUGAGCGUCGUGGAUCAUUUUAACAGAAUAGGAAAAGUUGGAAAUCAAAAACGAGUAGUUGGAGUGUUGCUGGGUUCCUGGCACAAAAAGGUACUUGAUGUUUCAAACAGUUUUGCAGUUCCAUUUGAUGAAGAUGAGAAAGAUGAUUCAGUUUGGUUCCUAGAUCAUGAUUACUUGGAAAAUAUGUAUGGGAUGUUCAAGAAAGUGAAUGCCAGGGAAAGGAUCGUUGGAUGGUACCACACUGGACCCAAGUUACACAAAAAUGACAUUGCUAUCAAUGAACUGAUGAAACGAUACUGUCCUAAUUCUGUUUUGGUCAUCAUUGAUGUCAAGCCUAAAGAUCUGGGGCUGCCAACAGAGGCUUAUAUUUCAGUAGAAGAAGUUCAUGAUGAUGGCACUCCAACUUCCAAAACAUUCGAACAUGUGACGAGCGAAAUAGGAGCAGAGGAAGCAGAAGAAGUUGGAGUGGAGCACUUGCUACGAGAUAUUAAGGACACUACUGUGGGUACACUGUCACAGAGAAUCACAAACCAAGUGCAUGGCCUCAAAGGACUAAACUCAAAAAUUUUAGAGAUAAGGAAUUACUUAGAGAAAGUGGCCACAGGAAAGUUGCCCAUCAACCAUCAAAUUAUCUACCAGCUGCAGGAUGUCUUCAACCUACUGCCUGAUGUUAAUCUGCAGGAGUUUGUGAAAGCCUUUUACCUGAAGACAAAUGAUCAGAUGUUGGUGGUAUAUCUUGCAUCCCUUAUUCGAUCCGUAGUUGCUCUACACAACUUAAUCAACAAUAAAAUUGCCAACAGAGAUGCAGAAAAGAAGGAAGGGCAAGAUAAGGAAGAGGGAAAGAAAGAGAAGAAAGAUGACAAAGAAAAAUGUGAAACUAAGAAGGAAGAGAAGAAAGACAGAAAAUAAAUUGUGUAGUGCUUUUUUAAAAAAAAAAUAGAACUUCAACUUGAAUACUCGGUAUCGAGUGGGAAUGUUAAUACUUCGGCUUUCUCUAAUAAAAGGGCCAAAAUUUACAGCCAUUGUGUUUGCAUGGGACAGUUUCUGUAUCUGUACAAUGUACAUGUUCAAUCUUCAAACAUCAUAAAUAUUGCUUUACUAA